Cyprinodon tularosa is the source of this 1319-nucleotide messenger RNA. Its product is annotated as C-1-tetrahydrofolate synthase, cytoplasmic-like. Gene Ontology annotation, cellular component: cytosol. The transcript is spliced from 12 exons. The record is from RefSeq and is a predicted model, not a curated record. Gene Ontology annotation, molecular function: methenyltetrahydrofolate cyclohydrolase activity; methylenetetrahydrofolate dehydrogenase (NADP+) activity. Gene Ontology annotation, biological process: tetrahydrofolate interconversion. The annotation marks the transcript as partial. Lineage: Eukaryota; Metazoa; Chordata; Actinopteri; Cyprinodontiformes; Cyprinodontidae.
UCAGAGAACCUCCCCCAGAGGCUGGGCUGGGACGGAGUAAAAAACAUCUGGAGCAGCUGUGAGUUUGUGAGCUCUGCCCUGCGGUUAGCGAUGUUGUCUCUGGCCUCCCACUCACUUCGCCUGAGCUCUGCUGGUAACCAGGCAAGCAGGAGGUCCGUAGCAACAGUCAUCUCUGGCAACAAGACCUCCAAGUUGGUGAGGGAGAGGCUGAAGAAGAAUGUGGAGAAGAUGAAGAACCAGUUCUCAGGGUUCAGACCCAGUCUGGUUGUUCUGCAGGUGGGAGACAGAGAUGAUUCAAACCUCUAUAUCAGCACCAAACUGAAGGCUGCAGCUGAGAUCGGAAUUGAUGCCAAACAUGUUCGGUUGCCGAGCUCAGCGACACAGGAAGAGGUGUUGCAGAGCAUCAUGUCUGUAAAUGAAAACCUGUCUGUGCAUGGUCUGAUCGUCCAGCUGCCUCUGGACUCAGUCAACAGAAUCGACACAGAGCUCAUCACCAAUGCCGUUUCUCCGGACAAAGAUGUGGACGGCCUGAGCUGCAUCAAUGCUGGAAAGUUGUCUCGAGGAGAUCUGAAUGACUGCUUCAUCCCCUGCACCCCCAACGGCUGCAUGGAGCUCAUCCGACAGACAGGUGUGUCAGUGGCAGGCAAACACGCUGUGGUCAUCGGUCGCAGUAAAAUCGUCGGAGCUCCCAUGCAUGACCUGCUGCUUUGGAACCAUGCCACAGUGACCACCUGUCACUCAAAGACCCCAGACCUACCUGAGCAGGUGGGGCGGGCCGACAUCCUGGUGGUGGGAGCAGGCAGAGCAGAGAUGGUGAGGGGGGAGUGGGUGAAGGAAGGAGCUUUGGUCAUCGACUGUGGAAUCAAUCAUGUUCCAGAUGAGAGCAAAGCCAGCGGCAAACGGGUGGUUGGUGACGUUCACUAUGAUUCAGCCAAUCAGAGAGCAGGAUUCAUAACUCCAGUUCCUGGAGGGGUGGGGCCGAUGACAGUGGCUAUGUUAAUGGAGAACACGGUGCAGAGCGCUCAGCGGUUCCUUCUCAGGAGUCAGUCUCACAGAUGAAAGUCUGACAGCCUAGACAGUGAAGUGAGGCUCCACCUUCAGACACUGUGGCUGAUCCUCUGCACAUCUUCAGCUGCUGGUUGAAUCCAGUGUUUAGUACCUUCAUCCUUUUUAUCAUCAUCAUCAGCUGACUGAAGCAUUUCUAUCUAAAAAGAUUGAACUGAUGGAACCAGGAAGUAAAGCAGAACAUGUAUGAGCUUCAUAUGAACUUAUAAUCAACAUUUUAACUGCGAAUAAAACGAACAACCCCUCUGAACUGA